UAAGCCAUAGACAAAAUGACAAAAUAACUUAACCCCACUUAAUUUCACAACAACCUCUGUUUGAAAAUCUCCACUUAAAUUAAAAUGUUGUCUAUAUCAUUUUGAAAUAAAUACAAUAUGUUCGAUAAAAAUCUUUCAAAAUUCAUCAGUUCCACCUUGAGACUGUUCCCGAAGAGACUCGCAUCGUCAUCUGCAAUCGAACAGAAUAGUAAUCAUCCAAAGGAAUAUGUUCCGAAUACUCAUGAGAUUUCAAAAAUUACUCCCCAGCAGUACCUUAAUUCAGACCGGAUUCUGUCUAGCUUGAAACAACUAAUACCUGCUGAAUAUGUUACGAGAAAGAAAUCAUUAGAUUAUUUGUAUUUAAUUGAUUCUUCCAUUGCGAGACAGAUAGCUGAACAGAUUCUGCCAUAUCUAGUGAAAAAUAAAAACAAAGUUAUUGCCGAAUGCUUGCCAGGAUUAGGACUUCUAACCAGACAGCUUUUGGAAUAUAAAAUGGGACCCUUGAAGUUAUUUGAACCCUCAAAAUUCUUCAGGGAACAAUUAAAGAAAUUGGCUACACAAGAAUCGAAAAUGAUACAAUUGUACUCCAAAACUUUCUUCAAAAUAUCCCAGUAUGAUUACUCAGACAGGCUGGAUAAUGGUAAUAGAGUGCAAAAACUCCUCAAAAAUGUUCCAAAAAAAGGCUGGACUGAUGAUCCUGCCAUAUCAGUGAUAGGCCCCAUUCUCGAUAAUAAAUUUCUCCAACAUGUGAUUUAUGCUAUAUCUACUCAAAAAUCAUUAGUUUCAUAUGGUAGAGUUGAGAUAUUUGCAAUAAUGAGACCAAGUCAUUAUCUAGUUUUAUCUACAGAGAAAGAUUUUUAUAAGUCGAAAUAUGGUUACAUGACAGUUCUCUUCAAUCUUUUUUUUGAUUAUAAACUAUUAUGUAAAUUACCAAGACACUCUUUUCUACCAUGGGAAAGAUCUACUGUUAAAAAAUCCUCCUCAAAGCUUCUCAGUACAGAUAUCAACAUGUUAUAUCUUGUUCAUAUAGUAGCAAAAAAACAAUUUCCCCUGCCUUCAGACCAAUUAGUAGCCUUCAAUAUUUUCAUGAGGAAAUUUUUUAAAAGGAAAGCUAGAAUCAUACCAAUUCUUGAGUAUUGUGUGCCGGACUGUGGCGUUCACAUUAUGAUGCCCCAAUUAGAGCAUGAUCAUUAUUUUGAACAUAUCGGCAUUUUCACCAACUUUGAAGAAUUAACACCAAUUCAAAUUGUAGGAGUUUUCAGAGAAAUGUACCACCACCCCAAUUACAAAGGAAGUCCCUUUUCUGCAAUAGUAGAGGCCAGCAUAAUUAAAUCAGAAGCUGUACAAACUGAUUAUGUUCCCGGGCCAGAAAAUUCCUUCAUAGAUGAAAUAGAACAACUCUAUGAAGGGUGCAAUCUUUCAGAACAGAAUAACUGUCAAUAAUUUAUCUAUAAUCUAUUACAAAAUAUAUACAUUUAAGUUUU
Molecule: messenger RNA, 1484 nt
Organism: Coccinella septempunctata (seven-spotted ladybird)
Lineage: Eukaryota; Metazoa; Arthropoda; Insecta; Coleoptera; Coccinellidae
Gene: mtTFB2
Product: dimethyladenosine transferase 2, mitochondrial
Exons: 7
Coding region: 118-1443 (441 amino acids)
Biological process (GO): transcription initiation at mitochondrial promoter; rRNA methylation
Cellular component (GO): mitochondrial matrix
Molecular function (GO): mitochondrial transcription factor activity; rRNA (adenine-N6,N6-)-dimethyltransferase activity
Source: RefSeq, a predicted model, not a curated record